This is a messenger RNA of Aspergillus clavatus NRRL 1, 1050 nucleotides long. Its product is annotated as vacuolar protein sorting-associated protein 26. The coding region runs from base 1 to 1050 and encodes 349 amino acids. The record is from RefSeq and is a predicted model, not a curated record. The transcript is spliced from 5 exons. Gene Ontology annotation, biological process: retrograde transport, endosome to Golgi; intracellular protein transport. NCBI's taxonomy places the organism in Eukaryota, Fungi, Ascomycota, Eurotiomycetes, Eurotiales, Aspergillaceae. Gene Ontology annotation, cellular component: retromer complex; endosome.
AUGACUUCCCUAUUCUUCUCCACUCCGGUCGACAUCGACGUCGUCCUCGAGGACAGCGAUGAACGUCAGACAGUUGAUGUCAAACUCGAUAAGGGCCGCCGUGAGCGAGUCCCUCUCUACAUGGACGGAGAGUCGGUCAAGGGUGCGGUCACGGUCAGACCUAAGGAUGGGAAGCGGUUAGAGCACACAGGCAUCAAGGUGCAGUUUAUUGGCACUAUCGAGAUGUUCUACGACCGAGGCAACCACUACGAAUUUCUAUCACUGGUGCAGGAACUUGCAGCCCCCGGAGAGUUACUACACCCGCAAACCUUUCCUUUCAACUUCAAGAACGUCGAGAAGCAGUACGAGUCGUACAAUGGUAUCAAUGUGAAGUUGCGGUACUUUGUCCGUGUGACGGUCUCGAGACGGAUGGCGGAUGUGAUCCGUGAGAAGGACCUCUGGGUUUACUCGUAUCGCAUGCCCCCGGAAACCAACAGUCCAAUCAAGAUGGAUGUUGGUAUCGAAGACUGUUUGCAUAUCGAGUUCGAAUACUCGAAAUCGAAAUACCACCUAAAGGAUGUCAUCGUCGGACGGAUCUAUUUCCUGCUUGUGCGGCUGAAGAUCAAACAUAUGGAGCUAUCCAUCAUUCGACGCGAAACGACGGGAUCUCCCCCAAACCAAUAUAAUGAGAGCGAGACGUUGGUGCGAUUUGAGAUCAUGGAUGGCUCUCCUUCGCGAGGCGAAACCAUCCCUAUUCGUUUGUUCCUCGGAGGUUUUGACUUGACCCCUACUUUCCGUGAUGUCAACAAGAAAUACUCAACACGAUACUAUCUGAGCCUGGUGCUAAUUGACGAAGAUGCCCGUCGGUACUUCAAGCAAUCCGAGAUCACACUCUACCGUCAAGCUCCCGAGAUUGCGGCAACGCCCCAAAUAGCUCAACAGCAACAGAUCCAACAGCAGCAGCUCCUCCUGCAGCAGCAACAGCAGCAGCCACUGCCGGAAGGUUCAGCCACGGCUGGGCCUGGACGGGAGACCUAUCGCAGCCAGACAGUCUCGGCUCCUGCGGCCUAA